AUGGAGCAACGGCGCGGUCAAAGGGAAAGGAUUAAAGGUCGGAUCCGCCAGACGAAGGUUAUGGAGAAGAAUAGUAGCUUGCAAGAGUAUAUGGAUAAGAUCAAGGCUCUAUGCGAAGAAAGCCCAUCUACAUCUGGGUUUGACAUCAGUCGCGCAAUGCUUCCAGAACCAAAUCCUUUCGCGACACCAGCACAGGGACCAUAUCAGGGUUCAGCAGCCAUUCCAGGGGCCCUUAUCGGGCUUCCAAUAGAGCCGAAACCAGAGCCACCAGCAGUUGCGGCGCCUAUCAUUUCGUUUGAUCUCAAUAUCGGGUCUGACCAACAGAUGUUCUUAAACAACAAUCCUCUGCAGCCUAACCUAGCAUUGUCGGGCUUCAGCACCACAAAUCCAGCGAUACCAACUCCGCCAUUAGCCAGUAACGAAUUCUUCGCGAACAACUAUGGCCCAAUGCAGCCCUUCAAUCCGAUUAAUCCUCAAGGAGGCUUUGCAUACCCAAACAAGUCUCUCUCCACAUGCUUGCAGACAAUGAUGCCUGUAGAUGAAAAGGACCGUCACCUUCUUGAACACUUUCUUGACAAUUUCAUGCUGUUGAUUUUCCCCAUAGUGGAUGUUCACCAGGCUGGUCCUGCUCGGAUCAGGGAGGUUUUCGGCCUUAUGCAGAACAAUCGCGCAUAUUUUCAUUGCUGCCUCAGUGUAGGCGCAAUCCACCUGAAGAGUAGCCUGGGUAUGGAGGACCAGAUGGAUCAUGACAUUAUGCAGCAUCGCUAUGACGCAAUGUCUCAACUUUGUCGUCUCCUGAGCAAAAAGAGUGGUUAUAUGCAGGUUAUCGAUGCCACACUUGCCCUGAUACUCUUCCACUGCUCCCUUGGCGAACCAGAUGAUUAUCUCCCCGAUGUGCCAUGGACUUCCCACUUCCAGGGAGUUGCCCACCUAGUGAAGAAACUCAACUAUGCACCCAGCCAGUUCAACAUCACUCUCGUCGCAUGGAUCGAUAUCAUAGCAGCUACCAUGGCGGGGGCGACGCCGCACUUCUCUCACACAUACCGGACGAAGCACCUCAGUGGCCAUACAUCUGGCCUACAGCAGCUGAUGGGCUGUGAUGACCGUGUCAUGUACCUGAUUUCGGAAAUCACAUGUCUAGAGUCAUUGAGACUAGAGGGUCUCGUAGAUGAUAUGGCUAUACUAAGCCACGUCUCAGCGUUGACAGGACAGCUUGACUGGACGGAGCCAGCUGAUCCAAGACUCGAGGUACCUUUUACCUCUAGCGGAGCCGUCGUUCCAGAAAAGUUGACCAAGAUCAUCACCGCCUUGUACCGUAUCGCGGCUCGCCUAUAUCUUUAUAGCCUGCUUCCAUCUGUCGAUUAUAACGACCCUGCCAUUACCACCUGGUUGGCAACCAUGAUCGAAAUUCUCAAGUACAUCCCCGCAGGUUCCAGUGGCUUUGAUCGCUGCCUCGUCUGGCCAUUGUUUAUUGCAGGAGCAUUUGCAUCGCCGUCCAGUAACUUCCGAAAAGUAUUAACCGAGAGAAUUGUUGCCCUCGGGUAUUUAGGAAAGCUUGGUAGUUUCGGCAAGAUGUAUCGUGUUUUGAAAGAAGUCUGGCGAGAAUCCGGAGGUCCGGUGCCACCAACUGGAGAUGAAGAUGAUUCCCACGACGCUGCAGAGGACCCUAACUUUCCAAUCAAUACUAGUGGCCUUAUCAUCACUUGGCAGCUGGAAGAUCCUUCACAAGGGACUGAACAACUUAACCAACCUGAGGUUCCCGAGAUUCCCAGGACACGACAGGUCCAUUGGCGAGACGUCAUGAAACGCAACAAAUGGAACUUCUUGUUGAUGUGA
Aspergillus bombycis is the source of this 1836-nucleotide messenger RNA. RefSeq names its product fungal specific transcription factor domain-containing protein. NCBI's taxonomy places the organism in Eukaryota, Fungi, Ascomycota, Eurotiomycetes, Eurotiales, Aspergillaceae. The coding region runs from base 1 to 1836 and encodes 611 amino acids. The transcript has 2 exons. Gene Ontology annotation, biological process: positive regulation of transcription by RNA polymerase II. Gene Ontology annotation, molecular function: transcription cis-regulatory region binding; DNA-binding transcription factor activity. The record is from RefSeq and is a predicted model, not a curated record. Gene Ontology annotation, cellular component: nucleus.